AUGAUCACGUAUUUUCCUGGCUAUAAACAUCCUGUCAUCGGACCUGAAGUAACCUUACAAAGGUUGGUCAUCGAACAGGUCAUGGCACUAAGCGCGCACUCGCUCCGAGUGUCUUGGAACAAACCCAGAUACGUGGGAGGCAUUCUGGGAUGGUUCACCGUCUCCAUUAGGCCCUACAUUCAAGGCUCUGGCACCAAGCCAGAGUGGCGGCAUGUGGCCAACGUAAACGCAGACUCUGGAUCUCACUGGAUCUCCGGCUUGGAGCCCGACACGCGCUACGAAGUCACUGUUCGUGGUUACGUCCUGCCCAACGAUGAGGGACAGGGCGGAGGCUACAACGAAUACGCCUUACCCAAAAUUGGUUUAACGUGGCCUUCCGUCCCUGGUGUUCCGGCGAACUUUCAACGUUCUGAACCAGCAUCCGGUCCAAGGCAGACUACAGCCAAACCAAACGGCGACACCGCCAACAUCACCGCUUACGUGACAGCAAAGGAGGCGAACCCGGAGGAACCCAGUGUGACGCACGCUGCCAAGACGCAUGCUAAUUCGUCCGUUGAAAUCAAGCCAUACGCACGCAACUUUACAGAUGUUCGUGCUGCUACUGCAGCCAAUGAACACGAUCAAGGAGGUGAAAUCGGUCAACUUCGCGCAACAAAGCCAAUGACGACCAAUGAAACUGGUGAUGCAAAUGCCAACACAAGACUGUCGUCUGGAGCGACUGCUGGAAUUGUCAUUGCGUGUUUAGUAGCCGUGGCAGUUGUGGUCACUGCCAUUGUACUCACAGUUCGAAAAGCACAAAAGAAGUUCAUCAUCGACGCCGAUGUCUACUACAACGGGAUCGUUAACGACUCUGUAUGCGUUCGCAAUAGUGAGCUCGACCUGCGAACCGACGCUUUUAACACCUUCCUCCUGCUUCCACCCCUUCCCGCCUACGACUCAACGCGAUAUACACUGCCACUAAUAAUACACCAUGCAGUGUAUUUCACCUUGAGUAAUGAAAGCACACGAGUCGUCAACUGCCGCCAUCAUGAUUGCUUUGCCGCUCAAGUCAAAACAGUAAUAGGCCUGUACUCCAUCGCUCCUCUCUAUCUACCUCGAGUUGUGCUAUUUCAUAAGGAAUUCACGCUUAACUGGCAAGUUGCAUCAGCCACCGCACUUGUCCAUUUCUCUUCGCUUCACGACACUACUCAGGAUGACUGCGCAAUCUCCUGGGCCACUUCAAUUCCUCAGUAUCUGGAGCACUAA
Molecule: messenger RNA, 1245 nt
Organism: Mesocestoides corti
Lineage: Eukaryota; Metazoa; Platyhelminthes; Cestoda; Cyclophyllidea; Mesocestoididae
Source: the annotation of a GenBank genome assembly